GUUUCUGUGUGCCAAAAAAAGCAAGCGCAACACCUUGUUGUUGUUUUGCCUCUUCGCUUUGUGUGUUGUGCCACCGACCCACCGCAUCAACAACCAUGGCUUCUGCAACCAAGAAGCAGGCCAAGAAAGGCCAGCAGCAGGAGGAGGGCGCUGUCUUUCAGGAGGACUUUGAGCCAACGCCCUUUUGGGUGGCGGUGAUGACGUACCUUGGAUACGCGGUGCUCUUCCUGUACGGCCGCCUUCGCGACUUUAUGCGCAACCACAACUUCGAGCAGUCCAAGACCGCCAAGGAAAUGAGCAAGAUGAAGAGCUUCCCGCCACUGUACCGCGACUUUGAGGCGUUCUACACCCGCAACCUGUACCGCCGCAUCCGCGACUGCUGGAACCGCCCCAUCUGCAGCACGCCUGGCUCCACCUUCACCCUUGUCGAGCGCGAAUCAAAGGACCACGGAUGGACCUUCCAGCCCACGGGUGAGAAGAAGUCGUACAUCAACCUCGGAUCAUACAACUACCUUGGCUUUGCCGAGAACAAGGGCCCCUGUGCCGACGCCACCAUUGAUGCCAUCAAGAAGUACGGUGUCACCUACUCCAGCCCACGCGCUGAGCUCGGCACGAGUACAAUUCACAAGGAGCUUGAGGACUGUGUUGCUCGCUUCAUUGGCAAGGAGGAUGCAAUGGUCUUUGGCAUGGGAUUCGCAACAAACUCAACAAACAUGCCCGUCCUCGUCGGCAAGGGGUGUCUGCUGAUCAGCGACGAGUUGAACCAUGCCUCCCUCGUCCUUGGCGCCCGCCUCACCGGCGCAAAGAUCAAGGUCUUCCGCCACAACGACAUGGAGCAUCUUGAGAGCAUCCUGCGCACGUCCAUCAUCGAGGGCCAGCCACGCACGCACCGCCCCUGGCGCAAGAUUCUGAUUGUGGUGGAGGGCGUGUACAGCAUGGAGGGCUCGCUGGUGAACCUGCCGGAGGUCAUUCGCCUGAAGAAGAAGUACGGCGCGUAUGUGUACUUGGACGAGGCGCACAGCAUCGGCGCGCUCGGCCCAACCGGUCGCGGGGUUGUGGAGCACUUUGGCUGCGACGUGAAUGACAUCGAUAUCAUGAUGGGCACGUUUACCAAGAGCUUUGGGGGCGCUGGUGGCUACAUUGCCGCAGACAAGGUCAUUAUUGACCGCAUUCGCGCCCAUUCCCACAGCCAGCGGCGCUGCGAGGCGCUUGACGAGGUUGCUGAUCUGCUUGGACUCAAGUAUUCGCAGCACCACAAACCCCGCGCGUUCCGCGACAUCAAGCAGAUCGCCGCUGCCGCUGCCGACAAACUCUAG
Molecule: messenger RNA, 1316 nt
Organism: Salpingoeca rosetta
Lineage: Eukaryota; Choanoflagellata; Craspedida; Salpingoecidae
Product: serine palmitoyltransferase
Exons: 11
Coding region: 96-1316 (406 amino acids)
Biological process (GO): sphingosine biosynthetic process; ceramide biosynthetic process
Cellular component (GO): serine palmitoyltransferase complex
Molecular function (GO): serine C-palmitoyltransferase activity; pyridoxal phosphate binding
Source: RefSeq, a predicted model, not a curated record